CCGCCGAGAUGCUCCGCAUCCUCUCCGUCGAGGCCCCCUCGUCGCAGGAGGACUUCGACGCCUGGCUCGCUGAAAAGCUGCCCCAAAUCAUGCAGGAGGUUCAGGAUGAACCUCAGAUAGGCGAUGCGAAUGGAACAACAACAAUAGUAGGAGAUCAAAGGGGUACCAGCAGCAGCAGCUUCGGCUGUGAUGAUUGGAACAAUGCCUGCUCAACUUCUGGGCUUGAGAAUACUAAUGGACAAUUUGUUGGUCAUCACUCAGCUGGACCUUCACUCAGUUUUGAGCAACAGCAGCAGCUGCCACCGUCGAUCUGCCACAUCCUCUCAUCAUCAUUCUCAUGUUAUAAUCCAUCCUCCUCGUGCCAGCCGGUCAUGACAUCGACUACUCUUCUGCAGUCCAUGGGAGGCAACGAUCACCAUCCAUCGCUGCUCCUCGAUGGCUUCCCUACAUUCUGCCCUUCCAUGCCCCUAAUGUCGCCGCCGCCACUACCGGAGAACGGCACCGGCUGUCAUGAUGCCAACCAGCCAUCGCAGAUGCUGGCAACGGAUGAGCAAGUUGCGGCUGCUCAUCACCAGCAAGAUCCAAGCACCAUUGCUAAGAAGCGAGAGGAAAGGGACAGGGCCAAGCAAAGGUACAACGAGAAGAAGAAGAACAGAAAGUUCUGCAAGCAGAUCAUGUAUGCCUCCCGCAAAGCGAGAGCGGACACACGGAAGCGGGUCAAGGGCAGAUUCGCAAAGGCUAGCAACGAACACCAACACAUACUACACUCAGAUGCAGGAUAAAUUCACGAGCGACUAGGCCGAUUUUUUCGUUCUUUUUCUCUCUUUUUUUUCCAUUCGUUUUGCAUAUAGACAAUGCAUAUAUACACAAAAAAGCAAACAUUUUUUGUAGUUACAUCUUUUUUUCGGAUGUAAAUAAUAUCCAAAUAUUACUGUCGAUCAUGCCUAGGUAGACCACUCUUUUCCACACCACACAAAUACAUGCAUACCUCUAAAUUUGUGGAGAAGGCUGCACCUUAGAUCUUAGCCCUUUUCUCAGUUUUCUUUUUGAAUUUUCUCUUUCCUUUUUGAUAGUUUUGUGCUCAUUCUUUUUACAGAGAUAGUUUUGGGACACAUUCUUUUUAGGGAUGUACUUAGAGGACCUGGUACCAAGGUGUAAUAAUUCAGCCCUUGUCUAUGUGUACAUACGUUAUUAUAUCUUUGGCCUGA
This is a messenger RNA of Triticum dicoccoides, 1208 nucleotides long. RefSeq lists its product as uncharacterized. The transcript is spliced from 4 exons. The record is from RefSeq and is a predicted model, not a curated record. NCBI's taxonomy places the organism in Eukaryota, Viridiplantae, Streptophyta, Magnoliopsida, Poales, Poaceae. Gene Ontology annotation, molecular function: protein binding. Bases 9 to 782 code for a protein of 257 amino acids.